Choloepus didactylus (southern two-toed sloth) is the source of this 489-nucleotide messenger RNA. RefSeq names its product peptidyl-prolyl cis-trans isomerase A-like. Lineage: Eukaryota; Metazoa; Chordata; Mammalia; Pilosa; Megalonychidae. The transcript has a single exon. Gene Ontology annotation, molecular function: peptidyl-prolyl cis-trans isomerase activity. The coding region runs from base 1 to 489 and encodes 162 amino acids. The record is from RefSeq and is a predicted model, not a curated record. Gene Ontology annotation, biological process: protein peptidyl-prolyl isomerization.
AUGGUGUUUGUGUUCUUUGACAUCACAGUCAACAGGGAGACCUUCAGCCUCAUCUCCUUUGAGCUCUUUGCAGAUAAAGUCCCAAAGACAAUAGAAAGUUUUCAUGCUGUGAACACUGGGGAGAAAGGAUUUGGUUAUAGGUGUUCCUGGUUUCACAGAAUUAUUCCUGGGUGUACGUGCCAGGGUGGUGACUUUACAUGCCGUAAUGGCACUGGUGGUAAUUCCAUCCAUGAGGAGAGGUUUGAUGAUGAGAAAUUCAUCCUGAAGCCUACAGGUCCCGGCAUCUUGUCCACAGCCAAUGCUGGACCUGACACAAACAUUUUUCAGUGUUUCUUCUGCACUGCUACGGCUGAGCAGCUGGAUGGCAAGCAUGUGGUCUUUGACAAGGUGAAAGAGGGCAUGUAUAUUUUAAAAGCCAUGGAGCAUUUUGGGUCCAGGAAUGGUGAGACCAGCAAGAAGAUCACCAUUGUCAACUGUGGACAAGUCUAA